Corythoichthys intestinalis (scribbled pipefish) is the source of this 2398-nucleotide messenger RNA. RefSeq names its product CUGBP Elav-like family member 3. The record is from RefSeq and is a predicted model, not a curated record. Gene Ontology annotation, cellular component: nucleus; cytoplasm; ribonucleoprotein complex. The transcript is spliced from 15 exons. Gene Ontology annotation, molecular function: mRNA binding. The coding region runs from base 670 to 2046 and encodes 458 amino acids. Lineage: Eukaryota; Metazoa; Chordata; Actinopteri; Syngnathiformes; Syngnathidae. Gene Ontology annotation, biological process: regulation of alternative mRNA splicing, via spliceosome; mRNA splice site recognition.
AUGAGAAAGGAAAGGAAGGCAGACGUCGCACGGGUGAAACGCAACAAGACAGACAAACAAGACAUUUAGCCCCUCCAAAAACAAAAGCCAGAACAGCUCGGAACAGUCACGACAAGACUUCCAACGAGACGGCUUUAGAACGCGGGAGAGAAACACCCCGUUUAAUUUUAUUUAACGAGCAGCAAUUAAUGCUUUUCGCCCGCCAUUUAGUUCAUCAGCACGUCGUGAAAGUGAAAGCAAGCUAGCUCGAGCGAGCCGACUCGGCGUUUUUCUGAAAAGUUCUCGUCUUGUCACUUCAGUACACCAGUUCGAAGAGUGUCCCUCGUGUUAUUUUUAUUUUUUUUGAAAAAACACAACUUGUAGUAACCGAGGAGGAGGUGGUGGUGGAGGGAGGCGGGAGGAGGAGGCACAAAGAAGAGAGGGGAGCAUCCACACAAGAGGACGGGACACAGGGAGAGGAAGACAACGACACGAGCAUCCCUCUGUUUUGUGUGUCAAUCUUCACCUGCUUUGAGGCAACCCCACGGCUGCUUUCUCCACCUGAAAGAUCAACUCAGCGUCAGCCACUCCUCCGGUUUGGGGAUACCCGCCUCUUAAAUUGUUUGGUCCUCGGCCCCCCUCCCACUACCCCCUCCCUCCGGCAGUAACUGAGCCCCACGCUCCGUCCCGAUGAAGGAGGCCGACGCCAUCAAGUUGUUUGUGGGGCAGAUUCCCCGGAAUCUGGAGGAGAAGGACCUCAAACCCAUCUUUGAGCAGUUUGGCAAAAUCUACGAGCUCACCGUGAUAAAGGACAAAUACACCGGCAUGCACAAAGGAUGUGCGUUUCUGACGUACUGUGCGAGGGAGUCUGCGUUGAAAGCCCAGAGCGCCCUUCACGAGCAGAAAACACUACCAGGGAUGAAUCGGCCAAUCCAAGUGAAACCAGCAGACAGUGAAGGCAGAGGCGAGGACAGGAAGUUGUUUGUGGGCAUGCUGGGGAAGCAACAGAGCGACGAGGAUGUUCGAAGGCUGUUCGAGCCCUUUGGCAGCAUAGACGAGUGCACUGUGUUGAGAGGACCUGACGGCACCAGCAAAGGGUGUGCAUUUGUAAAAUUUCAGGGACAUGCUGAAGCCCAGGCUGCAAUCAAUAGCCUGCAUGGGAGUCGCACAAUGCCUGGGGCGUCAUCCAGUCUGGUGGUAAAGUUUGCUGACACCGAAAAGGAGCGGGGACUCAGGAGGAUGCAGCAAGUGGCCUCCCAGCUGGGGAUCUUCAGCCCAAUGACCCUCAACUUCCCCGCCUACAACGCCUACACGCAGGCGGUCAACGCUCAGCUUGUCCAACAGCAGGCCCUGGUCGCCCAGUCGGCGUACUUGUCCCCCGUGGCGACAGUCGCCGCCGUACAGAUGCAGCAGAUGGCGGCGCUCAAUGCCAACGGAAUCAUCGCCACGCCCAUUACGCCCAUCACGCCGUCUUCAGGGACAAACACUCCUCCGACUAUCGCAGCUACGCCUGUGCCAGCUCUCCCUCCACCUAUAGGAGUGAACGGUUAUAGCAGUGUCCCGGCUCCAACUAAUGGACAACAAGGAACAGAGACAUUAUACACCAAUGGCGUUCACACAUAUCAAGCUCAAACUCCAGCAGCAUUGGACCCACUACAACAGGCCUAUGCUGGCAUGCAGCAUUACACAGCAGCGUAUCCUGCCGCCUACGGAUUGGUCGGCCAGCCGUUCCCCCAGCAGCCAACACUGGUUGCCCAGCAACACCAGCAGCCCCAGCAACAGCAGCAAAGAGAAGGUCCUGAGGGUUGCAACAUCUUCAUCUACCACCUGCCUCAGGAGUUUAGUGAUUCCGAGAUGCUCCAGAUGUUCCUGCCCUUUGGCAAUGUCAUCUCAGCUAAGGUGUUUGUUGACCGGGCCACCAACCAGAGCAAAUGUUUUGGAUUUGUGAGUUUCGACAACCCUGCUAGCGCUCAGGCCGCCAUUCAGGCGAUGAACGGCUUCCAGAUCGGCAUGAAGAGACUCAAAGUGCAGCUCAAAAGGCCCAAGGAUGCCAACCGUCCAUACUGAGUGACAGCAGAGAGGAAGAUGGAUGAAUACAUAAAUGAAGGUGACCUUUCUGAGCUGAGGUGGAAAUUCCAGAGCGCUUUCCCGUCGCCUCUGUGUAUCUACGGCGUGCAUUUCAUGUACUCGAACUGACAAACACACACAUACACACAAACAUACCCACACAAAACCUCCAACAGCACACAAGACUGACUGACAGGUGUACAUAACACAAACACACCAUGUAGAGCCGAGAGCACCAUCUAGUCGCCGACAGGGUGUUUUAGUACAGUUCCAGCCUGCUGUACUGUAUGUGGAUGGUUGAUUUACAAAAAAAAAAAAAAAAGUGCUGAUAUAUCACUUCCAUGGACAUGCC